Molecule: messenger RNA, 1116 nt
Organism: Aureobasidium uvarum
Lineage: Eukaryota; Fungi; Ascomycota; Dothideomycetes; Dothideales; Saccotheciaceae
Source: the annotation of a GenBank genome assembly
AUGUCUUCCACUGUAACCGUUGACCGUACCUCCAAAUUGACCGUCCACGAAGCUCCAAACAAGGACUCCAACAAUGUUAAACAAGAGGACCUCUCAGGCAGAAACUACAUUCGCUGGAACGCUGAAGGUGUAGAGAAGAUUCCAGACGACGAAGAGGACGACAUCAAUGCAGUUGCCGAGCAGAUCAACCAGAUCCAGAAGGCUCAAUGGAACGUGCAUCGUCAUUGCUACAGCGGCACCCAUGCUCGUACACACGGCAUCGUCAAGGGAAAGUUCGUUGUCCACGAAAACCUGCCCAAGCAUCUUAAGCAAGGCGAACUUUUCCAAAAUGGCGGAGACUUUGAUAUCGUUGCAAGAUAUAGCACUGAGCCUGGUGACCCGGGCUUGGACCUCUUCGGUGUCGAGGGUGACAUGUACGAGAACUAUCCCACCCACGACAUCGAAUUCAACAGUACUCCAGCUCUAGACCUUGCCACUGCCAAAGUUACCCGCGAGAUCAUCGACUUGCGAAUCAAGUAUGGCCACGAUCAGGAAGAACUUCGCAAACACCUCGAGAAACGCAACGAUACUGAACUGCAGACCGCACGAGACAAGGUCCGCAACACCCAUCUGGAGAGCACUCGCCAGUACUCACAGACUGCCUACCGUUUUGGCGACUACGUCAUGAAGUAUUGCCUGGUGCCCUCCAGCGAGACACAACGCAAGCUCUAUGACGAGACCGUACGCCCUGAAGAUGGCUCAGACAUCUUGCACCGUUGGCUCCAGAAUUUCCAUGCUACACAUGACGCAGAGUACCUCUUCCAAGUCCAGCUAUGCGAGAACCUCGAAGAUCAACCUGUUGAAUACGCCGGCAAGGUCUGGGAUCCCGAAAAGUACCCUUGGCAGACCGUGGCUACCGUCAAGAUCCCCAAGCAAGAGAGUUUUGACUUUGAGAGAAAGACCUUCUGGGAAGACCACAUGAGGGUUGACCCCUGGCAUGGACUCAAGGCAUACCAACCUUUGGGUGGACCUAACAGAUUGCGAAAGGUGGUAUACCCUGCAUCGAGUGCUCUACGCCGCAAGAUGAAUGGUAGAAAGGAGGUUCACGUCACCAGUGUGGAUGAUAUUCCAAACUGA